Messenger RNA from Gadus chalcogrammus (walleye pollock), 3508 nucleotides. It is a transcript of the gene aste1b, whose product is annotated as asteroid homolog 1b. The record is from RefSeq and is a predicted model, not a curated record. Lineage: Eukaryota; Metazoa; Chordata; Actinopteri; Gadiformes; Gadidae.
UGUAAACAUAAGCAGAAACAGAAACCCAAAAGGAGGGACAGUUAUGGGAGGCAGAGUAGCUGAUUUAUACUACUAUAUUUUCUCCUAUCAUACGCUAAACUAUUCAAUUAUAAACAUGCAGUAAUGUACUUUGAGAUCGUGUGUCUGCAAGUUUCCGCCCAUGAUAUUACAUGUGGUAGAUUUUCCAUUUCAAGUCAGGGGAAAGGGUAUUUUCCAGAACGGGUGAUCACAUGGGCGUGCAUGGCCUAACCACCUACGUGGAGGGGAACACACAGUUCUUCCAGGACGUAAAGUUGAGAGACAGCGUCUUGAUCAUCGAUGGCUGCAGUCUGUAUUUUCGCCUUUACUUUAACCAUAGCUUGGACCAGCAGCACGGGGGCGACUAUGAUGCCUUCUCCACUCUGCUUCACCAGUUUUUCUCAGCCUUAGCGGCUUGCAACAUCCAACCCUUUGUGGUGUUGGAUGGAGGUAUGGAUCCUAGUGACAAAAAAUUCUCUACACUGCGAGCGCGUCUGCAGUCCAAGAUCAAGGAGGCAGACUGUCUCUCCCACGGUCGCCACGGAUCCGUUCUCCCCUACUUGACUAGGGAUGUCUUCAUUCAGGUCCUCACCCAGAGGGGUGUUCCUUUGGUCCAGUGCCCGGCCGAAGCCGAUUGGGAGAUUGCCUGCUUGGCCCACCAAUGGAACUGCCCGGUUCUGACCAAUGACAGUGACUUUUUUAUUUUCGACCUGCCUGGUGGCUACCUGCCUUUUCGCUUCUUCAACUGGACCAACGUCAACGGUAGAUCUCCUCACCAGUGGAUCUCCACGCGCUGCUACACCACCCAGCUGCUGUGCCGCCGUUUCCGAGGCCUGAACCACCAGCUGCUGCCGCUGUGUGCCGUGCUGAGCGGGAACGACUACGGCACACCCAGAUGCGCCGAGACGCUCUUUGCCAUGCUGGAUCUGAGCGGGUUGGACGGCACGAAAGGUGGCAGGUGGCCGGGGAAGCCGUCUUCGACCCGCAUCGAAGGCCUCCUCUGCUGGCUCUCUUCUUUUCCAGGCCCGAGAGAGGCCCUGGGAGAGAUCAGCAGACUACUGGGGGAAUCGGGGAGACCUGGAGACGGAGGAGGGGGUAGGAAGCAGGAGACCACCAUGGGUCAAGCUAGCUCCCGGCUGUGGACAGCCAUGCAGGAGUACUGCAUUCAAACCGAGAGCUCCCUUGCCGCGUGGUUCUCUGGAGGAAAGAUCGCUCCAGGUGCCAUGGCGACUCUGACCGCUCCUCUGCCAGAGUGCCUGGGCUUGGCGGCGGCUGGUGGGCUCUUGUCCCCCUCGGUGUGGGAUGUGGUGGUGAUGCGCAGGGUCUUGCUCUAUCCACAGGUGGAGAAUAGCAAGCAAGCGAGCUGCCACGACUGCUCCCGAGCCAUACGCCAGGCCAUAUAUGGGCUGUUGCUUUGGAGGACGGCUCAGAAGGGAGCAGACACCUCGGACCUAGGAAGAGGCGGUCAGAUGGUUGUAGGCCCGGGAGGUAUUGCCCUAGCUCAGGAAAGUCCCGGCCAGAGUGAUGAGGUGGGACAGGGAGAGGUCGAGGAGAACGUGGUAGAGGUGGAGGUGGGUAGGGUUCAGGACCACGGUUCACAGGAACAGAAGAGUGUAGCUAAAGAUGGAGUGGACGGCGGGCAGGGCAGCAGUGGGGGAACGGCUCUGGCCGAGGGCUCUACUGCCCCCAUCUGUGUGGAGGAGUAUAACCGGCAGCAUCUUAACCUUAAGAGGAACCAGGUGGAGCUACUACCAUCUAGUCAGGCCUUGCCUCUUGAUUCCCUUGUCCAGGCUCCAUUGCCAGUUCGAAGAAAAUUCCUUCUGGAUAUCCUUGGGGUCAAUGAUUCUGCCUUGGCCUCUGUUUCACCAAAUCUCUGGCUGGCAGUGGGAGCGACCAUGUUCUGGUUUCGAGAGGCCAGUCCGUCUCCCUCGCUGCCCCAGCUUCAAGCUCUGAUUCUGGGCAUGGUCCACGGAGAAGUGGCCUGCAACAACCAAUCUGGAGCCACUGCCAACCAUUUUUCGAUCCCUCAGUUGAACUGGGCAUCAGAGCGAGGCGUCUGGGGCCGUCUGGACAGGCUGCGCGUGAGGCCAGGGGAGAGGCGGGGCUUAGAUAUCGGAGCAGCUCAUGGUUACUGCCAAUGGCAGGCUUGUCUCUGGAGCGCGUCAUGCCUCAAUCACCUGUUGUUGCAGCCCCUUCCCCAGGCCCAUAUGACUUGGUUGUUCAGCGGUUCGCUGGUGCACGGCCUGCUCAAGAAUCUGAGCGCAGGCCGAUCUACUGAAUCCCUACUGGGUGGAGGUCCCCUCUCCGGGAAGCUCUACUGCACUCUGCUGGACGCAGUGAGGAACUGCAGCUCUAUAACGCCGGAAUCGUCAGGUGGAGGGGCGAAGAGAAACCGGAGGCGACGUGGAGGAAGAGGCAGGGGCGGAGGAGGCGAAGGGGAGACAGACUUAAGCAACAGGUUUGCUUUCUUGAUGACCGAUGAAGAUUUUGAAUAGGUGUUCUGGAAUAGGUGGGUCGGCCUGUCCCUGAGCAAGACACAAGAGAGAAUUUUGUACCACAAGCCCGAGCUGAACAUGUUUUUAAGAGGCAGAACAUUCCAAUGUUUUUAUAAUGCUAUGCUAAGGAUUUUCCGUAACAGUACGUCCUGCUUUUCAUCUUUAAAAGGUGCUGCGCUAUAGCAGUUUGGUCUGCUAUUUGCUUUCAGGCAGCAUUCAUUUCAAAGUCAUGGUGAAGUCACGAUCUUCAUAACAACACGUUCUUUCUGAAUCUGUACCUUAUCAUGGCAUAUGUCUCAGAAGACAUAACAAUAAAAUUAUAAAAUGAUAUACAUAGAUAUACUUGGAAAAGGGAUGAUCAAUUGCAUUUACUCAAGUUUCAUCGCAGCUAUUGUAAUUGUGCUACCGAGCACCUUAUGAGAAGUAAUUUUAGCUUUGACAGACUUAAGGUAAAGUGGUGCUUUUUUUAACCCAAACAAAAACAAUCAUGAAUACAUUUUAACGUGAUAUCUUUGCAUGUUGUUUUGUGUCUGCCUUAGACAUUUCUUCAACAAAAACACUUUCAUUGUUUGUAUCUUUAAUGUUUUUAAUUAAAAAAAUCUAUUGUGCAGCAAUCUGUUAAACAGGUCUCCAUCACACCAUCCCUCCCUCCAGUUUUGGUUAGGAGGGUGUAGGAAUGCACUUUGAAUACACUGCCAAAUAACCAAAAAAAAACGUAAAACCAUGAAAAUAUAGUAUUAUAGAAUCCUGACGACGAUUAUAUGUAUAGACUACAACCAAAAAGCAGCAAACAGCACAUUCACAGCUGAGUUUACAUGACUUAUAAAAAGACAAAAUGCUUCAAUCUCAAUACCAAUAAAGUUAUAAGCAAAAAGGAAAAUGUAAUGCCUAAUUCAGUUUCAGUCCAAAAAUAAAAAUCUACUUAAAAUAACGAUUUACAAGUUUCCAAAGUACUUCCCUCAUGUGAGUUAAAACAAGGAUCAUAAAGGAGAAGC